Acytostelium subglobosum LB1 is the source of this 840-nucleotide messenger RNA. RefSeq lists its product as hypothetical. NCBI's taxonomy places the organism in Eukaryota, Evosea, Eumycetozoa, Acytosteliales, Acytosteliaceae. The transcript is spliced from 2 exons. The coding region runs from base 1 to 840 and encodes 279 amino acids. The record is from RefSeq and is a predicted model, not a curated record.
AUGCCACUUCCAUUGACCAUCAGAAAGAGCCUCAGAGACAAUGAGGAGCACUUGACCCAAGCCGUCGAGAACUUGAAGGCCACCACAGGACAGGACUGGACCUUUGAGUUUGACUUUGAGACCAUCUACGAGAAGUUGGCCAAGGACUGCGACUACCCAAGAAACAACGCCGGUGACUUCUUCUACAAGACCAUCGCCCUCAACGUUGCCGACUGCAUCAAGUCGACCUGUGCCAAGGACGAGAUUGCCAAGGAGGCUCUGAUUGAGGCCAACUCCAACAACAAGGUCAUCGUCCGUGUCAACGAGGAGAAGAAGAACGUGCCAUACUGGAAGUACAUCUUUGAGAACAACUCCCUCGUCCUGUUGUUCAACCCAAGCGUUGCCAACACUAGCGACAUCUCCUACUUUGACCUUGCCGCCAUCAUCCCAUCCCCAGGCGUCAUGUCAUUGAAGGCUCGCAUGGACAUUCGUGAGAACACCGAGGCCAUCAACGAGGAGUUGGAGAAGAUCAAGGCCGUCACCAAGCGUGACUGGACCUACGACGAGGCUUCCCUCGAGCAGUGCUACGCCACCUUUGGCGACUACCAGGAGCGCAUUGGUUCCAUCCUCAAGGACAUCAUUACCAACGUCUCCUACAACAUUUGCAACCGUUGCAAGGACGAGAUGAUCCUCGAGGCCUUUGACGAGGUCACCCAGAACUCCAAGAUCGUUCUCCGUGUCGUUCCAAAGCAGAGCGAGUACUGGGUCUGGUCUUUCGAGUCUGGCAACGUCGUCGUCUCCUUCAAGUCCAUCUGCAACGUCGGUGACAUCAGCUACUUGGACUUUGAGAAGUUGUUGUAA